Messenger RNA from Eruca vesicaria subsp. sativa (arugula), 776 nucleotides. The record is from the annotation of a GenBank genome assembly. Lineage: Eukaryota; Viridiplantae; Streptophyta; Magnoliopsida; Brassicales; Brassicaceae.
CACUUUCUCAAGCGUUUCAAGUCCAAAAAUUCAGAGAAAGCUGCUCAUUUUCGUUUCUUUUCCCAUCUCCUUCAUCGCUACAACUCACAAGUAACCAUGGACACACUCGUUGCUCAGCUGCAGAGACAAUUUCGUGAUUACACAAUUUCCCUCUAUCACCAGGGGUUUCUGGAUGAUCAGUUCACUGAAUUGAAAAAGCUGCAAGAUGAAUGCAGCCCUGAUUUUGUGGCUGAGGUUGUUUCUCUCUUCUUUGAAGACUGUGAGAAGCUUAUCGGUAACAUGGCUAGAGCUCUAGAUCAGACAGGAAACGUAGAUUUCAAUCUGGUAGGUUCUAGUGUUCAUCAACUCAAAGGUAGCAGCUCAAGUGUUGGUGCCAAAAGGGUCAAAGGUCUUUGUGUUACCUUCAAGGAGUGUUGUGACUCUCAGAACUUUGAAGGGUGUGUAAGAUGUUUGCAGCAGGUGGAUAUUGAGUACAAGUCAUUAAAGGCAAAGCUUCAAGACUUGUUCAGUCUUGAGCAGCAGAUUGUCCAAGCUGGUGGUAGAAUCCCUCAGGUUGAUAUAUAAGAUACUUGCCGACGACAGAACAUGAAAUUGAUCAAUGAGAGUGAUGAUGAAUGAUGAUUUGCAUUCUCAGGAUUUUAUUGUUUAGUUAAAACUCUUACAAAUGUGUGGAAAAGACUGGUGAUUGUUGUUGUUAGAUCAGUACUAUGUAACUUUAUCAAUCGCUUUGGUUUGAUGACCCUUGAUCCUAAUAUAUAAUCUGAAUCGUUUGCUAU